This is a messenger RNA of Rotaria socialis, 699 nucleotides long. The record is from the annotation of a GenBank genome assembly. NCBI's taxonomy places the organism in Eukaryota, Metazoa, Rotifera, Eurotatoria, Philodinida, Philodinidae.
AUGAUUAAAACAAUUUUAAUUGAAGGUAAUAUAGGUGCGGGCAAAUCAACAAUAAUGUCUCAUAUUGCAUCUAUUUAUCCAUCAAAUCUGAUUCAAGUACAUCGUGAACCUGUUGAAAACUGGAUGAGUAUCAAAGGUUUUGAUCUUCUCAAAGCUUUAUAUACGGAAAGUAGCCGAUGGACAUUUGCAUUUGAAAUGACAGCACUUUUAUCACGUAUAAAAAAUAAUCUCAACGCCGUUCAGCAUCAUAAUAUUCAUAUCUAUGAACGUUCUAUUCUUAGUUGUUUUCAUGUAUUUAUUCGUCAUGAUCUUCAACAAAACUAUUUAAAUGAAGCUGAAUAUAAGGUUCUUCAAGAUCAUUUUGAAUAUAGUCGGCAAAAAACUCUUGAUCUAUCGCAAACAAUUAUAUUCUAUUUGGAUUUAUCGCCAAAAGAAUGUUUCGAACGCAUUGUCAAACGUUCUCGACAAUCGGAAUUAAGUAUUGAUUUAAAACGUUUAGAACAGUUAAAGUAUCAUUAUGAUGAAUUUAUACAGAAUUUUAAUUUAUGUCCUGUAAAAAUUAUUGAUGCUUCACAACCAAUUGAAAAACUACAUGAACACGUUAAUACACUAUUAGAUCAAUUGAUUAAACAGAACCAAAUAAAUGAUAUGAGAAAUCGCCAACCAACAUCGAUUAUAACCAAAUUAGACAGUUCAUAG